CUUCUUCUUCUUCGUCUUGUUCUUCUUGUUCUUCUUCUUCUGUUACAGUACAACUGCCCUGCUCUUGGUCUCUCUCCAUUGAGAAUUAUCGCAUACCUACCUACGUACUUGUCUCUUUUUUCACCCCAAUCGAGGGAGCUGUCCUGUCCUGUCCUGUCUAUCGACUUGACCUGAUUUCUUCUAGAUCUUCUUUCAUCUCGGGACUCUACUCGAUUCGAUCGUCUCUCCUGGGGUACUUCACUCGAAACUACACCUUUAUUUCUCUCUUUUCGUUUUGAUUCCCGGAUGAUCAUGUCGGGACACUCCGAGAUAUAGUAGUAUCAUGAUUGCCAGGCGAUCGCGAUAUCUUCUUUCUCGCUCCCUCUUCUCUGGCUUUCUUGCUACUUGAGGUUGCCCCUCUCCCUCCUCUGCCCGUCUACAAAUCAUCAACCUUCCGCUGUCGAACCCCUCCCCCAAAAAGAAGGACUUGGACUACGACCUACCUACCUACCUACCUACACAUACAUACACACACACACUUCCUGGAGCUUUUUUUUUCUUCGACAAAAGAAAAAGCAAUGCCAAUCACCACAAUCGAUCCAUCCGUGUUCGCCACCUGGCCAACUCCCAACUAUAUCAAUCCAGUAACACGAACAUGGAUGCCAGGAUUUCUUCUCGUCUGGCAAAUUGCAGCCACCAUCAUGGUCGCAGGGAGAUUUUACCUACGAGCGAGAAAAUUAGCGGGAACGUUUGGUUAUGAUGAUCUUCUCAUCUGCUUUGGUUGGUUGUGCUCUAUUGGAUUGACGACGGCGACGUGGAUUGAUACGAAAGAUUUCGGUCUGGAUAGACAUGUUUGGGAUAUAAAGAUUGAAUGGGCAGUGGAAGCUGCAAAGGUCGGUUGGAUCGCUCAGUUAUUCUUCGUGGUGGGAACCGUCUGCACGAAACUCUCGAUCCUGCUCUUCCAUCGCCGCAUGAUCAAAGCUACCGUGGACCGUCGAUGGCUAUGGGCCCUUCGAGCGGCCUUUGCCUUCACCUGCUGCUACGGCAUCGGUACGCUGCUCGGAUACUUGCUCUCGUGCCGACCCUUGGACGCGCUCUGGCGCGCGUACGACCCGUCAUACAGCACAGAGUACACUUGCAUGUCGAGCCCUGAUCUUGGACUUGUAGCAGGUGUUCUCAGCGUCGUCAGCGAUGUCAUCGCGGUGCUCUUGCCAUGCUUGAUGCUCCAUCAUUACAAUCUGGACAUUUCACGCAAGCAAAAGAUUUUCUUAAACGCCACUUUCUGCUUGGGAUUGGUCGCCACGGGCGCCGGCAUAGCACGUACAGUGUACAUGUGGAAGAUCCACUACGUUGCCGACCAGACCUGGACAGGACAUACUCUUUUCGCGUGGUCCAUCGUCGAGACGGAAUUGGCCAUCAUCUGCGCAUGCGCACCUUCCCUUCGUGCCUUUUUCCGGAGAUAUCUUCUGGACACGAUCAUGAGAACGUGCAGCAGCGGCGGCGUAUCACAUUACGCCAAUGGUGGUGGUGAAGGUGGUUGUAGUCAAAAGGGCUCUUUCCAUAGCAUGGACUACGCACCAACGGACAUGCACAGGAGAGGCUUUAGCGAGUUGGAACAGCUCGAAUCAGGACUUCGUGGAAUCCAGUUCCCGCCACUGGUGAUGAUGAAGGAAUCAAAUCGCACGUCAUGUAUCAGUCAGAGCUCGGGGCCGAUGCUGUGUGCUUUCAAUCAGACGAAAAAACUGCCUCCGUCGCCGAAAUGUACGACACCAGACGAAUACGAGUCGCAUGUCAAUAAUCGGUUGAGUAGACAUGGCACGGCCAUUCUGGGGAGACAGUCGAGGACGGAGUCCAUACUGAUCAGGAUGGAUCAUUGGGUGGAUCAGAGUAGUAUUUGUGGGCAGAGCCAUGACAGAAGUCAUAAUGCUGAUGACGAUGAUGACGACGACGACGACGACGACGAUGAUGAUGUUGGCAGCCGUAGAGAUGUAGAGAAGAUGGUAAGAACAGCGAGUUGAAACACCAGUAAACUUGAUGUCGUUUUUCCAUGAUGGUUUUGUAUGAACUUCGUCUUGGGAUGCUGAACUGCCUGCUUGCCUGCCUUGUAAUCUAUGAAGCUGUCAUUGUUCAAUGAUGUUUCUGCGCUCGUUGUUCGCUGGACCGCCAACGCAGUCAGCGUGCGAAAUGCUCCGAUUCACAUUUCGUUGCUGAUGCAACCAACCCGACGUGUUUCAGGUUGUAAUUUUGUAGGCCUCGACUGUGCUACGUGAUUCGAGUUUCGAGUUGGCAUCCAAAGCCAGAGAUUGCCAAAUGUGCUUGGCAUAUCAUGUCGAGAAGAGCAUCAUCGUACAUCGUGUGCCACUCGUCUAGAACGCCUUAUUCAUAGCCGCAUGCGCCAAUUCCACGCCUAGGAACGUUGCGGCGUUCGCUGGCACAGCUCUGGCCAUUGCAGGUCCCACACCCGGGAAGAAUGCCUUGAAACCUCCACGCCCAUACAGCUCUUUGACGCAUGCUGAGAUGGACUGUGCCUUGUCCGCAGACUGUAAUCUCGACUUGACAGUGUCGACUGGGAAUACGGUUGCCCACAUGGCCACACCGGCCGCACCACCAGCAGCCAUAAUCGCCGUCAAACUCAUCUGACCUGGCUUUCCCGUAUCUGGAUCCUUCGGCGUCAACUUCCUCUUCAGGAUCUCGUACGUGGCAAAGUAUGCUGCACUGCCAGGCCCAUCACGCGCAAGUGUCAUGACACUGCCGCGGUAUACUGAUUUGAUACCUCCCUCCUUGUAUAGUUGUCUCACGACAUCUCCGCCACCAGAAUACCGAGGCUUCUCCCCAGGUUUCAGCUCUUUUUGGCCUUGAAUCUGAAGGAUGAUUUUGACGCGUUCAAAGGGUGCUGUGAUGGCUGUCAUGGGAAUGGCGGAGAAGAAACCGGCAGCGCAGACUUGUCCGACGCUGUAUUGACCAUUCUCAACGGUGGAGAAGCGGUCGACGAGUUGUUUGCCUACACCGUAUGCCCAAAAGUUCACGGCGAACAUAGGCGUCACACCCACCAGAGGCGCAGAGACACCUGCGUAUAAACCUCGCACUGGGCCUUCCCUCGCAAUUGUCUUCCGCACCACGUCCAUGGCUCCAGUGUAGACUCCCUUCUCGGCGGUUUGUAACCGCACUUUGACGAGGUCAAAGGGGUGGCCGACCACCACGGCACAUACUCCUCCCACUCCUCCUGCUAUCAGAUCUCGCAAGCUCUGAUAUGCGCGUUUCCCCGUCUCCUCUGUCAUCUCCUUGAGCUCUGUGCUUGACGUGGGCACCGCUUGUUUGGCAUCUUGGAGCGCCUUUCCUGCGCUACCUUUGAUCUCGUCUGCACUAGGCACCUGUUGCCUCAGAGCUGCUGCCUUGUCCUUUGCAAACUCCUUGAGGUUGUCUGCUGGAGAAGAUGUCAUGCUGGGCUACGCCCGCGGGUCCGCUAGGGUAUCGUGUAUUCGUGUUCUCGCUGGGGAAUUGGAGUGGCCAAGAGGGACCUAGUUUGACAGGACGACAGCAGCGGGAUGAGAAUUCAC
This is a messenger RNA of Sphaerulina musiva SO2202, 3536 nucleotides long. RefSeq lists its product as uncharacterized. Bases 558 to 1997 code for a protein of 479 amino acids. The record is from RefSeq and is a predicted model, not a curated record. Lineage: Eukaryota; Fungi; Ascomycota; Dothideomycetes; Mycosphaerellales; Mycosphaerellaceae. The transcript has 4 exons.